Molecule: messenger RNA, 2436 nt
Organism: Colletotrichum costaricense
Lineage: Eukaryota; Fungi; Ascomycota; Sordariomycetes; Glomerellales; Glomerellaceae
Exons: 2
Coding region: 1-2436 (811 amino acids)
Source: RefSeq, a predicted model, not a curated record
AUGCACAUCUUGUCAACGGUGGCCCGAUCCAUCACGUCACGAAGCCUAGCACGCGUCGAACAGAUUCAAUCAAAUCAUGGCACGUAUGCCCGGUUCUUCACGUGCUCCUGCUCCCUGUGUGGUGCAGAGGCGCCUCGUCCAUCAGAAGACGGCAUGCACCACUCCCGCUUGACGCUGCCUGGCAGUGGCCCCGUCAUUGUCGAGCACAGCAAGGGGGGAGCCACCCAAGCUGGAGCUUCUGAGUCUCAAGUGGUAUCUCUUCAGCCACCGGAAAGGCCAAAGGCUCCGUCAACCUGGGGCUCCUUUGGUAGCAAGAUCGCCAAAGCCCGGCCAAUCCCAAAGGUCGUCAAGAAGGGCCCCGCGCCAACAGGAGUGAAAGGGCACGCUUCUGGCUCGACAUCAUCAUCAUCAAAAGCGACAACAGCGCUAUCGUCAACGGGAAAAGCCAAGAGCGCGAAACGGAACCCCUCACCACCGGCGUCGGCACAAUGGGGCGCCUUUCACGCGCUACAGGUCCAAGGCCCCGCACCGAAUCCGAACCCGCCACCCAAGCCGAAGUUGCUGUCGAGACCGAGGGCUGGCGCACCGGCGCCGCGGUGGAAGCGCAACUCGCUUACUGCGCAGGCGAGGGCUGGGAAAUGGGGCGGGUUUCAUCAGGAGCAGGGUGCGCCAGCUUCUGGGCACGUUGUCGACGGGGGGCUGGUCGUGCACGAUGGACAUCGGUCGAACGUCGAUCCUGUCGUUGAGGGAAACCUGGAGCUGGGUCUGGAGACUUCUCUGUCAAAGGAUGUUGGCGACAAUUCAGAAGAGGUGGGGGCAAAAGAGGUGCCACCCGAGGUUUUAAUAGAACAACCUGUCUUGUCAGAUCCACAACAUCGACAGAACGCGGCGUCUGUAUCGACCAGCAAACGGGGGAAAGAAAGGACCAGAGCGGUUCCUAGAACCAGAUCUCGGAGAAGCGGGCCCAGGAGCGCUGCAAGAUCGGGAACUGGGAGCUGGGGAAACUUUUUCGAAGAUAUCGAGAGGAGCGAUCCUGAGAUCACCAUGAUGACAGGCAGCGAAGAGGAAGCAGAUGCUCCGGCGCCAUCCCGUAGCACCGCUGACGAUACCACUUCAUCAUCCGCUUACGUUUCUUCUGAGUGGGACACUACAUACGGUACUAAUGUAUACCCCAAACCAACACCAGACUUUUAUGAGGAUAUCCUACCUCUGCCUUCGAGGCCCCCCGAACCCAAUGCCUCAAAAGCCGAAGAUAUCCCAGCUCUCUCCCCCCGCGCAGGACCCGGAUUUAUCACCCAGGCAGAGGCCGCCGCCCUCAUCGAAAGACUCUCGCACCAGAGGCGUAAGAGGAGAGUCCCGACUAGGGAUGCACCCGGGCUCAGCCCCGGGGAAGCAGAGUCCAGAGACUCAUCAACGCAACGACAUCCAGACCAAUACCAGCCAGCAGUUCAAGAGGAUAUGACGAUAAUGUCCAGACAGCAAGCGCUAUACGUCCUGCUCCAGGAGCCUGUGGAACCGGUGCCUCGGGACAUCAAUGAGCAAGAGCAUGCUACCAUCAAGGAAGGGCGAACAUGUCAUUCAGACAUCGUUUCCGCAGACCAACGUCUCACAGAACAACAUCACAUAAAAGAGUAUAUGAGAGAGCGUAGCGCAAUAGACCGGUAUUCAGAAGAACGCCGCGGAAGAGAACGUCACGCAGAGGAACGCCGCAUAAAAGAGCAAGAAUUACGCACAGAGGAGCGUCGCAUCAAAAAACUUCGCAGUGCAGAAAGGCGUGUGGAAGUACUCCGCGAAGAAGAACGUCGCGCUCACAAAAAAGCACGUCAGGCAGAUGAACGUCGCGCUGCAGAGUUUCGCACGCUAGAACGCCGUAUAAAAGAACUAAUUCGCGAAGGAGGACCUGGCCCCGAAGAACGUCUCAGGGAAAAAUAUGCUAAUUUCCAGGCAAUGAAACAAAGUCGCCCUACUAAUCUAGCCAAGGAAGCCUUGCGGGAUUUUGAUGAUAUCCUGAAAGAACUGUCUACGGAGACAGUUGAACACCAUCAUGAAGUGAACUAUAUCCGGGAUUGGCUCUACUGGCUGAGAGGACUUGUUUCACAUCUGGAUGAAGGCCAUAAUGUACAAGGGUUUUGUGACCUCUGUGAGCGGGAGUCUCAUAAAGUCCAAAGACACCAUGUCAUUCCGAGAAGUCAACGUGAUCGCGACCGAUUCACUAUUAAAGAGAUGAACGAGUUGCUGGAACUUUGCCUUCCCUGCCACAUAAAUUUACACAGAGCCAUUCCAAACGAAGAACUUGCUGGCGAGUUCAACUCUGUGGCGCGGAUUAUGACACAUCCUCGAUUUCAAUCCUGGUUGGUGUUUGCGAAAGCGCAUUCUAUCCGGGACCUCCACGGUCUGAUGAGACUACCAGAUGCAUAUGGCACACUUGAGCUGUAA